AUGAGGAACUCUUACCUCAGCAAAGAGGAUAAAAAGGUAAAUUAACAAGUUCAUAGAACCACCAAAUGUCCUAACCCAAGCCCGGACCUUGUAACUCUCUCCUUGACAUUCUCAGCUUCUCAAAUUUAACGUCAGUUUUCAGAAGUCUUCUCCUACAGUAGACCUUGCUCUUGGUUGCCCAGCUUCCUUAGCCCAUUAAUGGGCAAUUUUCACUCAGUUUGUUUUCCAAGUCUUGACCCUCUGUUUGCCCCCGCCCCCUAUUUUUAUUUUCAGUUAAUGAAACCGGUAAUAGAGAAGCGAAGAAGAGAUCGCAUCAACCAGAGUCUGGAACAUCUGAGGAUGCUUCUUCUGGAAGCCACCAAAGAUGAGGUAGGAGCUCCAAAUGUGGAAUUUAGAAUGUUCUCCCAGUUGAUACAAAACGUGCAGGGGGGGCGGUGUGGGAUUUAUCCUGUUCAUUAUAAUGAUACUCCAUAUUUCUCACUAAGGCUUGAGCCCCCCAAUGUGCUCUUGAUAAACCCCGGGUAAAUCACUAGCCCCCUUGCAGGUAUUGUGGAGCUGGUGCACUGGAGGAGGUAAUGGACGCAGUGUUUGGGGCUGUGCUGGGGGAGUGCAAGGGAGGUUUGUAGCUGUGUGUGUGUGUGUAUGUAUGUAUGUAUGUAUGUAUGUAUGUGUAUAUAUAUAUAUAUAUUAUAUAUAUAUGGCUGUGGUGGGCAAUGUGUUUGGGGACUGUGGAGGGGCAAGAUGUAUGGAGUCAUGUGAAGCUAUGGGGUAUGUAGAGGACUGGCUUAUCUCAUACAUGAAACCAUCUUUUAACAUUCAGAAUUCACAAUUAUCCCUACAUUUAUUUGUACACACUUAUAUUCAAGUGCAUGCUCAUUCCAACACCCUCAUACGUGACCUUUAAACCCGUACAAGUUCCCACCUGCACAUGCCACUUCAUAAAGCACACAUGAAUACACAGGUUCUCAUUCACACACCACAACAAAGACCUGCUUACCCUCAUUCAUGCACACAUACGUAAAUACCCUUUCACACCUAAAAAUACAGAAUUAAAAACUUUAUUUUUUUCAUACAUGCACCCAUGAAUAAAUACCCUCUUAUACAUGCUCACUUAAUCAUAUACAUGUCGGCAUGAGCACAAACCGGUGUAGGUAGCACAUGUAGCAGACAACAUGGUUUCUGACACCUCAUGACAUCAGCAAAGGGUAAUUUUUCUCUAGGUUUCCCAGCUCAGUAAAUCACAAGUUUGUUUUUAUUUUUGUUUUUUAAUUUUGAUCCUGAUAAAAAUCCCUGUAGGCUGUUAGGGACUGAAACGUCUAUCUCUCUCUCUGAACUGAAUGUCUACUCCAUAAAGGACACUUGCACUAUAUAUAUAUAUAUAUAUAUAUAUAUAUAUAUAUAUCAUGAUUAUGCACACUUCUAUUUGUAUAUGAAGUUACACAAAUUAAUAAAUGUUUGUUUUUCCAUUCAGUCUCUGAAAAAUCCCAAAACAGAGAAGGCUGAUAUUCUGACAAAGACGGUGCAUUUUCUUAAAUUGUGCCAUGAGCCAGGUGAGAGAGAUCCAAAAUAUUAUCCAUUAUUUUAUGUACAGUUAAUAGAUAUAUAAUGAAUUGUUUGUUCGCACCCAACGUGUUCCUAAAAGGCACAGUUAGGGCAUUACAUGCAAAUGAACUUGCAUUCCUCAUGAUUCUAGGCUCACAUCAGGCCAGUAUUAAACGUCACUGAGUUUGACAUGACUUUCAGCUGCUGAGGGAAGUUAAGUUAAAAAAAAAAAAAAGCAGAAAUAUUUUAGCAAUAGCUAUAUAAAAUGGCUGUACACAAUUUAAUUCAUUUAGCAGAAGCAGCGUGACUUCAUAUUCACUUUUACAAACUAGUAUAUAGCACUAGUGUAACUGACAAUGCAGCAAUUUCACUUUUAAAUGAUUAAAAGUAAUCCUAAAUGCAUCCUCUAAUUUACUAAUUGAUUUUCCUUGCUGCAAGCCAAGAAUUUUACAAAAGAGGUUGUUACACGUGUCAUGACCUUAGGGGUAUCUUCACUAAACCAUGAUUUUAAAAUUCUUUUUCCCCAAAACAUGAGUGCAGAUUAUGGUUUCCCUGCAAUUCACUGUUUAGCGUGUCCGUAUUAAAAUGGGUGAUUUGGUAAUCACUACUGUACAAAAUACAGCUCACUGACUAAUCCUUAAAACACGGUAACACUUCAUUGGAGUGUGUGUAGUUUUAAUUGUGAAUAUAAACUAUAAAAUAAAGUGGAGUGAGGCAAAACAUAAAGAAUUUAAAAAUAAAGGAUAGAAUUUUUAAGUCAGAGGUAGAAAUAAAGUAUUGAAAUAACGGGCAAUGAGCACUUGCCAAACUGCAGCUCCCAUGAACCUUUGCCAUUCAGAAGCACAGCAUUUGUCAGUCAAAGAUUCAUGGGAACUGUAGUCUGCUGAAAGGUGGAGAGAAGAGGGGAAUUUCCUCAUGCCCUUAAUGUUCUUAAUGAUAGCCCUUUUCAUAAGCCAAAUGCAGUCUAUUUGUUUUACAUGACUGUCCCAAUGCUAAAUGAGCUGCAGAUUUAUUUAUUUUUGUGUAGCUGUGAUAUAACUAGACCUGAUGGGAAUUGUCCGUGUUGGGAGCUGCAUUAGAGAUCAGUAAUGGAUAUAGAAUUGUCAGUUCAGAUGUUUGUGACCUACCUUCCACAUGAUGGUCAGCUAGCCUGUAAAUGAUCUAAGCAUCAUGGGUAAUGUAGUCCAUAAAUACCAGGAGCGCAAAUAUUGGCCAUCAGUGGUUUAUGCAGUAAGGCGGUCAGCCAUUCAUUCAAUCAGUUUGUAAGUGAUGGCGAUUAUAAAAUUAACUUCUGGAUUACUCAAAUUAGUUUUAAACAAACACCACAAAAUAAGAGAUAUAAGAUUGCCUUUCCAUUGGAAUGUUUUUGUUGAGUGGGUUAAUUUUAUCACAGUUCGCACAGACCUCUAUAAUCUGGGCCUUCACCUUUAAAGCAGAUUUGUCAUCAGAAAAUGUAUUGUACUUCUUUUUUUUUUUUUUUAUAAAGUGCUGUCCUUGGUUACAGUAUAACGAAGGUCAAAAUUUGACAAACUAAUACAGGACGAGAUGAGUGCCCUAUUCCUGUGGGAACUUAAAAAGUUUUUACAGGAUCAGAAAUAACUUCACUAAAUAUGGACUUUAUUCAUAUCUUUAGAAAGUCUCAGCACAUAAUGAGUAUCUUCUUGUGGAACAAAUGUCACUUACAAUAUCAGGCAGGUUAAACAGCCAUUUCAUCUGCUCUGUACUCUGAAUGCUCGGACUUAAAAGGACACCAUAAUCACCAGAACAACUAAAGCUCAUUUUAGUUGUUCUGGUGAGUAUAAUCAAAAUAAAAGGCUGUAUUUAAAUUGCUCCCUAGGGACACCUCCAGUGGCCACUCCUCAGAUGACUAUAGUAUUCCUUUAAGGUUCUCAAGGACCAUUAACAUCACAUGCUCCCAGUAGCUAACUUAAAACAAUGUAAUGCAAACCUCAAGUGUUAAAAGUCUAACUUUUUUUAUGAAAUAUCCAUCUGUUAUCAUGUAAUGAGCAUUGCAGAUGACUUUUAUUUUAAAGAGACUCUUGAAGCACCAAAACAACUUUAGGUUAAUGAAGUGGUUUUGGUGUAGAGCUCAUUCCUCUGCAGUCUCACUGUUCAAUUAUCUUCCAUUAAGGAGUUAAAUCACUUUAUUCAUGCAAUCCUAGUCACACCUACCCUGGCUGACUUGCACAGCCUCCCUACAUAAUUCUGGAAAAAUAGCCUAAUUGUUUUAGCAUCCUUAAUAGCACAUUGUGCAAUUUAGGAUUUCUUAUCUCCUGUUUUGUUAUUUGCAUUCUAAGUAAACUGUAGCACCUCGUGUGUGAUUAAGUUCAAUGAACAGAUCAAGAGAUAAGGACUUCUAAAGCAAACACACUGCGUUAUAAUUUAUUUUUAUUUUUUCUUCCAUGGAGGCCAUGUGAGUAACAGCCAGGACAUCUUUGACUAGUGCUGCAUAACCGCAGUGAUUUAACUCCUAAAUAGCAGAGCAGUAAGCAGGGAGACAGCAGCGGCAUGAUCUAUAUACCAAAACUGCUUCAUUUAACCAUAGUUAUUCUGGUGCUUAGCGUAUCCCUUUAAUGAAGGCGAACCAGGAUAUGAUGUCAUAUGAUGGAACCCUUUAACUAGCUCUCAACUAUGCGAUGUCCAAUCAUCUAUCAUGCUCUCAAUGAAGUGUUGGUGAUCAUGGUGAAAUAUUAGGCCAACAUCAUCAACCUUUGAGAAGAACUGCCUAAUACUUUAAACCCAUAUUAACAAAUGAUUUAUGAAAUGUGAUUUUGUAACAUAAUCUUUAUUAAAAAAUUACCCACAGGAAAUUCUAAUCCAUGUAGAGUAAAUUGAGAUUUAUCAGUUGAAGCAAUUUAUUUGUAUCUGUUUUAUAUAAACCAUACAAGCAUAUUUAAGUGAAAAUCAGCAAUGAAGUAUAUAUGGAGGUAUCAUCUCAAAAUACUGUAAAACCCAUAAUCUUAUAUGUUUUUACAAACACUCUACUUUUUCUGGCCUAGGUACAGAGGAUUCAAUGAAGACUAAGUCUGGGUUUAAAGGUGGAUUUCAGGAAGGACUGAGCCAAGCUGCUACCUUCUUAAAUGCCACUGCCAGCAUUUCUGAGACAAAGAGAGGUUAUGUUGUGGAGAAACUUUGUCAACACAUGGAAAACAGAACUUUUAAGAGUUUGCUAGAACCUGCACAAGAGGGACCAUUGGGAGUUAAUCACAGGGAGACCAUCCCAAGCCUACCACAGAUCUCUAGGAUUCCAGUAGAACUGAAAAAAAAGGACCAAUGUCCUGAAAGACAGUCUUGCACACCACUUCCCCAAAACUACCAAUCAUCCUCCAGUUCCGUUGAAGUGUCUUGUUUUAGGCCAGAAUCUCCAUCUUCAACGCAAAAAGUCCACACGAACAGCUCAAAAGAAUCCAUACAAAGAACACUCUUUCCCGCUCCUACCUCAAACUCUCAUGUACCUCCAACCCUUGUGUGGAGACCCUGGCCAUAA
This is a messenger RNA of Pelobates cultripes (western spadefoot toad), 5029 nucleotides long. Lineage: Eukaryota; Metazoa; Chordata; Amphibia; Anura; Pelobatidae. The record is from the annotation of a GenBank genome assembly.